CUGAAAUGCGUAGUUUGAGUAGAUUCCUUUUUCGCAGACCUUAAUUAUGGAUAAAUCGAUAUGGAAUUCCUUUACGAUAGAAAUGCAUUCAUGGAUUUAGUAGUAGUAGUAGUAAUAUGUUUUUGAAGUUUAAUAUAGGCUAGAAUAAUAAUAACUCUAAUAUAAAAUUGAAAACUAUCCCACUUUAAAAUUACUAAUGUAAUGUUGAUGAGAAUGACUCUAAAACCAACCCUACUGAUUUUUGUCUGUUUAGUUCAGUCCAGCCUAUUUUUCCAAAUAAUUAAAUGAACUGCCAAAUAAAGAUAGGAAAUCUAAAACGUAUUACAAAACCACUUCUUUAUACAAUAAUUUCACCUAAUAAUGGAGAAAUCUUUACCAUUGGGAUUGCUUUGAGUAAAUAGGUUGAAAAAAGUUUAAAUACCGAACUUAAAGUUAUAGAGUAAAGAGAUGUAAAUGGAAAUAUUCUGAUAAAUGAUCCAAUGAGCAAUACAUUUAAUUUAGAUAUAAUUUCAAAGUCUGUAAAUGUUUAAAGCAAUAAGAUAGAAAAAUUACCGAUACAAAAUAAUAAAAAUAGAAAUGACUCCAGAUGGUAUAUUUGCUCAAGGAAUACCAUAUAAAGAUAGACCUCUCACUUAAGCAGAAUAAUAGAUUGACAUUAAGAAUGAAGUUCAAUAGAUAAGUUCUCUUGUAUUUUAGAUAAGAAAAUCAGCUUAAAUUGAUAGAAUUGAAGCAUUUACAGAUGUUAAACAAACACUUCUAGAAUCAAGUGAAAAAUUAACACCAACAAAAAUAGAUGAAUUGGUAUAUUAAGUUGCUGCUGGUCUUUCAAAAUUACAAACUAAUAAUUUAAAAUUAAAUACAUCUUAAUUCGUCUAAUAAUUAUUAGAGAGUUAAUCAUAUGUUGAAAGAUUAUUUAUAUUAAGAAAAUAAUUAGAAAAUAUGUCAGGAGUUUUAGAUUUAGUAAAUAAACAUUUUAAAGAAUCAGAUUCAUCCUUAUUGAAAUUACAUUAAUAAACAUUGGCUAAAUUAGCAACAGAAUACAUUAGAUAGAAUUAUUUAAAGGAUGCAACUACAUCAUCUUCUUAUGGUGGAUCAACUGGAUCAUAAUCUUAAGUUGGAGAAAAGGUUUGAAUUUAUAUAAUUUAGUAAAAAUAAUCGGUUUUAGUUAAGAAAUAUUAAGAUAGACUUUCUUUGAUUCCAGAUGAAGCAUCGAGAGAUAAAGUGAAAAAAGAAAUUGAAAGAUUUAGUCUUCUUGAUAAACAAAGUUCAGAAUUCCAUAAGAUUAAUUCUUAUUUAGAUGAAGUUUUUAGUAUUCCAUUUUCUAAAUUUACUGUAAUAAAAAUAGUUAAUAUUUUUAGGCAGUUUAAUGGGAUGUAUAAUAUGCAAAAGAAGUUCUUAAUAAUGAAAUUGAGGGAUUAGAAAAAGUUAAAGAAAGAAUAAUUGAAAUGAUAUCAGUUAAUAAAUUAAAGAAUGCAGGUUAAAAAGCAAAAGGAUUUAUUCUACUUUUGAAUGGUCCUCCAGGAACUGGUAAAACAUCUAUAGCAAAGAGUAUUGCCAAGGCAUUAAAAAGAAAUUCAAGAUUUAUAUCUUGUGCAGGAGUUGCUGAUUCAACAUUCUUUAAGGGACAUAAAAGAACUUAUGUUGAUUCUAUGCCAGGCGUUUUUAUUAGAGAACUUAUUAAAUCAAAUACUAUGAAUCCUGUCUUUAUUUUAGAUGAAUUAGAUAAAGUUUCAAAACAUCAAGCUGGUGGUGCUGAUCCAUAUUAUACUUUAUUAGAGAUUUUAAAUCCUGAAGAAAAUCAUAAUUUUACUGAUCAUUAUAUGGAUAUAAGUGUAGAUUUUUCUCAUGUAAUAUUUAUUUUAACAUCAAAUGACACAUUAUAAAUGUUGGAACCACUUAAAAAUAGAUUAGAAACUAUUGAUAUUUAAGCAUAUAUUUAAGAAGAAAAACUAUAAAUUGCUAAUAAUUUUCUUGUAAAUAAAAGUAUCGAAAGUAAUGGUAUAAAAUAAUCAAUGAUAAAAUAUGAUAAUGAAACACUUAUCAAAAUAAUCAAAGCUUGGUGUUAUUAGGAGAGUGGAGUUAGAGAAUUAAAAAGAUGUUUAGAAAAAAUUGCAAGAAAACAUGCAACUAAUUUAUUAAUUGCUAAUCCUAAUUUAUGUGAAAAAGUAGAUGAAUUAAAUUAAAUUUAGUUUGAUCCUACAAUUUAAAGUCUAGAUUUAACAAAAGAUAAAAAUUUAGAACUUAUUUCUUAAUAUUUAGGUCCUCCUAUUUUUGAUAUUCAAUUAGAAUAAAGAUCAAUUAAAAAGUUUCCACCUGGUUAAGUUAAUAUUCUAACAGUAGGAGGAAUGAUUGGUCAUGUUUUAACAGUUGAAAGUUGUUUUGAUGAAAGUGAAGUUGAGAAAAAAGGAUAAAUUAUAGCAUCUGGAAAUAUUAAAUUAGUUUUAUAAGAAUCUUUAAAGUUAGCUAAAAUUAAUGCUUAUAAAUAUCUUAAUGAAGAAUAAAAAUAAUCAUUAUCGAAAAAAGCUAUUCAUAUGCAUUUUACAGAAGGAGCUACUCCAAAAGAUGGACCAUCAGCAGGAACAGCUAUAACAACUGCCUUAAUAAGUUUAGUUACUAACUUUACUGUUCCUAGUAACUUAGCUAUGACUGGAGAAAUCUCUUUAAAUGGUCAAGUCUGUAAAAUUGGUAUUCUAUAUUAUUAUCUAAGGUGGUCUCUAAUAAAAACUUAUUGCUGCAAAAACACUUGAUAUUGUAGAUAUCAUUUUACCUUAUGCUAAUUUAGGGGAUGCUUUAAAUUUACCAACCUAAUUAUUAAAAGGACUUAAUCUAUAUUUCGUUACUGACUAUCAAUAAAUUUAUGAUUUGAUUUUUGAUUAAUAGAUUGGAAAUGUUAAUUAUACAAUUAAUACAAUUAAGAAUGGAAUAUAUGAAACAAUUUAAAAUAGAUCAAAAGAGUAAAUAUAAUAAUCAAUUAAUUGUUGA
This is a messenger RNA of Paramecium sonneborni, 2982 nucleotides long. The record is from the annotation of a GenBank genome assembly. Lineage: Eukaryota; Ciliophora; Oligohymenophorea; Peniculida; Parameciidae.